ACACCGACUCCUCGUGCGCUCACACUGACUCCUCGCGCCGCAAGGAAGCCCACUGCAAACAUGUCGCAGCACAUCCUGGCAGUCCACCUGCAGGUCCUGCUGGCCGUGCUUCUGGCCGUCUUCUGCUACUGCGUGGUGCUCGCCGUCAUUCUCUGCUGCCGGCGAAAGAAGGCCAAGCCCUCGGAGGACAAGGAGGCGUCCGUGUCUGGUCCCCGUCCCAGCGAGCGGGUCACCGUGACCUUAACCCCGGCGUUGUGCACCAGGCCCGUCAGGCAGCAGUACGAAGAGCUGGACGGCGACGUUCUGGACUUCACGUCCUCGAAAAGCAGCUCCUCCCCCUCUGAGGACGACCUGAGCGAUCUGCCCUUUGAGCCCAGCCCCACCAGGUCGGUGAGCCUGUCCCCUUGUAGCUCGUCGCCGCAGCGCCGCCUCAGCUCUCCGGUUGUUCCAGCGCCGUCCCGGAAAGGUUCCAGGGCGUCCCUGCCCUCCCUCACUAAGCUGGUUCCGAAAUCUCGCUGGGCGAAGGGGCGCCGCAGCACCGUGAGCGGUGAAACGCUUACACCCUGCCAGAAGGGGGCGCCCUCUCCAUUACGGUACGGCUCCACGGCGUCUUCCGCCCCCGCCAAGGCCAGCCCCUCGCUGCACUUCUCCCUACUUUACUCGACAUCCGGCACCCUCCUGGUCAGCAUCUUGGGACUGUCGGGGGCCGGUCGAAGGCGCAGCAGAAGAGUGUCGGUGCGAGCCAGCCUGCCGCCCCUGUGCCCCGAACCCCAGGAGGUUGCCUCCCGACGCCACAGCCUCAGCCCGGAGCUGCAGAGCCAGAGCUUGGAGCUGCAGGUGGGCUCGGUGGAUGAGCUGCGGGGGUGCACAUUGAGACUGGAGGUCUACAGCCGCGACUUCUCCGGCCUGAGGGAGGUGGCCGUGGGGGUGGCCGAGCUGCCCUGUCGGCACGUGGACUGGCAGCCCGACACCACGGCGACCUGCACCCGCCAGCUCAGCCCGACUAAAAGCAAACUCAAGAAGAGUGUGAGCUCUCAGGACACGUCAUCAUCUCGGAGGAAGAGUUCCCUUUGCACGCCGCGACCUUUGGGCCAACUCUUUGUCCUGCUUCAGUACCAGUCGCUGGCUCACCGCGUCAAGGUGAUGGUUCGCAAGGCGGGGAACCUGACCAAGCUGACGCGCAUCCCUGGAGCUCCAGACCAUUACGUCAUCAUCAAUCUGCACCACGCCGGCAAAGUGAUCGGCACCAAGGAGACCAAAGGAGCCGGCGGUUCCGACCCGGUUUGGAACGCUCCCUUCUUAUUCGACCUGCCGGCCGGUGACGUCACUCGGCUGCCGUUGCUGCUGGAGUUCAUCGUCAUGCAGGGUCGCCUCUACACCAAGAGCAGCGUUUUGGGUCGCGUGCUGAUUGGCAGCCGGGUUUCGGAGGCGGGGAAAGGACACUGGGAGGACAUGUGCGGACGAGGGCCGGCGGAGACCGCCCGCUGGCACGACAUCCAAUCAGAUGCGCAGUAGGCUUUGAUUGACGGAUGUAGUUGCCAGCCAAGGACUAAUGCCUCCUAGAAUAUUCUGAUAUCAUUUUAAGGUUCCGGUGUUUAUUUCAUCUUAAAGCUACAGCAACGACAAAUGGCAGCCAUUCGCAGUACUUGCUGAUACAGCAUAUGUACUACUCUUAUUCAAUCCGGUGUCUGAUAUCACUCAUCAGGAGUUCAUUCAUUUGCUGUUAUUUCAUGAAAACCAUCUACAGUGUCUGAUAUCAUUUAUUCUGGAUUGAUUUGUUUUAGUUAUUAUUGUUUAACAAGGACCACGGUAUCUGGCAUCAUGUCCUGGCUUCAUUAUUUCUUUGUUUGAGAACUGAUAUCAUUCAUCCUGAAUUGGUAAUGGUUUCAUUUUAUUUGAACAUACAUCAGGUUACAAUGGAAUGCAUCAACAUAACCAAAUUCACAGUUGAUUUAUGUUUUAUUAUUUCAUGAAAACUAGUUUAUGAUAUCAGUAAUCCUGAAUUUAUUCAUUUGCUAUGAUUUCAUAAAAAAAACCAAGUGUCUGAUAUCAGUCCUACUGAAUUUGUUCAUUGUUGUUAUCUUGAGAUCGUUCAUCUGACUUGAUUCAUUCCAUAUUAUUUCAUGAAAAAAAAACACAGUGCCUGAUAUCAGUCAUCCUGAAUUUCUUCAUUUAUUUAUAUGACUUUUCCUUAAGUAAUUCAUUUAUUAUUAUGUCAUUAAAUCCCCAGUGUCUGAUAUCAGUCACCCUGAAUUAAUUCAUUGAUUAACAGUAAUCCCGAUUUCUGAUAUCAUUAAUACUGAAUUCAUGUCUGAUAUCAGUAUUCAUUUCCUGAUUAACAACUACUUACGUCUGAUAUCAUUAAUCCCGAAUAUAUUGAUUUAUUAUGUAAUAAAGUCCACAGUGCCUGAUAUCAGCCAUCCGGAUUUAAUUAAUGUAUUAUUUAAUGAAAACCCAAGUCUGAUAUCAGCCAUUCAUGUCUUGAUUAACAACAAUCUGUGUCUGAUAUCAUUAAUGCUGAAUAUAUUCAUUUAGUAUUAUUUAAUGAAGUCCAUAAUGUCUGAUAUCAGUCACCUGGAUUAAAUAAAUGUAUUAUUAAUUCAUAAAAACCCAAGUCUGAUAUCAGUCAUUCAUGUCUUAACAACAAUCUGUCUGAUAUCAUUAAUGCCAAAUAUAUUCAUUUAGUAUUAUUUAAUGACGUCCAUAGUGUCUGAUAUCAUUAAUGCCGAAUAUAUGAAUUUAUUAUUUAAUGAAGUCCAUAGUGUCUGAUAUCAGUCAUCCUAAAUUAUUACUAUUAUUAUUAACAACAACCACGUUGUCUGAUAUCGUUGAUCCUGAAUGUGUUCAAUUCUUGUUUUUUUAUUGAUAACCAGUGUCUGAUAUCGUCCAGAAUAGAUGUACCGUAUUGAUGAUUGUUUCAGGAGAACCAGAGUGCGAUAUCGCUUGUUGUGCAAGGUGAUUAUUUCAGACAUGAAUGAAAUGUAUUAGUCAUAUUUUCUGUAUUUAUUUUGUACAUGAGUCACUUUCCUUCCUCCUCAUGAAUCCUUGGCAUAUAAGUGAAUAUCGAGUGUCAACAUGUGAUGUACUUUGACGUCAUCUGUCAAGCAUGUUCCACGUAAUAAAAUAUGUAUUUGUCGGAGGGAUACACACGUACUGCGAUACACACGUUUGUACGUUUAUAUGUCCUGCUUCGCCGCAAAUUAAUUUUGCCGUCCAGAGAGAGUUUAAAAAUAGAAGGCUCCACACCAACAUGUGAUGUAAUCCGCGUCCCAAAGGCGUAUUAUGUCGCAUCACAUCAGCAAAGCAACACGCUUGCACGAUGAAACUGUGACAUUUAUGCAAAGUAAAACUGCAUGGAGACGAUUAUUUACGUCCGUCUGACCUUUAAGUGAUGCGUGACUCUCAGGCCGCAUCCACACCAAACCCACUUCACCGUUGCCAUUUGCCAUUCUUUGCAGAUUCACAAUGAAAUUCAUGUUAACUGAUGAAAAAAAUAGCACCGAAAAUACAUAACGAAUAAUAAUAACACAAUACUGAAUUGAAAAUAAUAUAUUAAGUAUUUCAAAAAAUCCUGAUUACAGUUAGCCCUCGUUUUUCGCGGCACUAGACCCGAUGCUGAUAAGUGAAUUUCCGCGAAUUAGGAUUCAAUGUGAAUACAAAUCAGAACUUAAUAAAAAUUUAUAAUAUAUAUAUAUAUAUAAAAUAUAUACAAAUUAUUUUUGAACAUUAAUCGAACCCUCGAGACAUGAA
Molecule: messenger RNA, 3750 nt
Organism: Doryrhamphus excisus (bluestripe pipefish)
Lineage: Eukaryota; Metazoa; Chordata; Actinopteri; Syngnathiformes; Syngnathidae
Product: synaptotagmin-5
Biological process (GO): calcium ion-regulated exocytosis of neurotransmitter; vesicle fusion
Cellular component (GO): exocytic vesicle; axon; plasma membrane
Molecular function (GO): calcium ion binding; SNARE binding; clathrin binding
Source: RefSeq, a predicted model, not a curated record